AUGAAGGUAAAUAGAGAACAGUGGGGUCAGAGAAAAUUUAAUUGUGAUUGCAUUGUCUUUACUAACUCCUUGAUGGACAGUAGUAGGCUAUAAGACAGGUCAUGUUUUUGUUUUAUGAAAUAUUUACCUGUCAGUACUGCACAUUAACACAGGAAAGUGGAUUCUAUUGGCUACUUCAUAACAUUUAGGUAAUCAUCCUUUACUUUAACCAGUUGCAUCAUGUCACAUUAUGUGUGGCGCUCGGUUGCUUCCACUGGAGCUGUGUAACUCACAGUAGCUUUUAUGUUUGGUCCCAAAUUACACACUUCUUGAUUUUUCACUUCUAUUCUGAAGUCUCUGUCUUUCUUUCUUCAUGGUUGCUUCCACUGGAGCUGUGUAACUCACAGUAGCUUUUAUGAUGCGUCCCAAAUUACACACUUCUUGAUUUUUCACUUCUAUUCUGAAGUCUCUGUCUUUCUUUCUUCAUGGUUGCUUCCACUGGAGCUGUGUAACUCACAGUAGCUUUUAUGUUGGGUACCCAAAAUUACACACUUCUUGAUUUUUCACUUCUAUUCUGAAGUCUCUGUCUUUCUUUCUUCAUGUUGCCCUCAUCCCAAUAGCCAACUUUAGGUUUCAAGGGAGGGAUUCAACAGAAAACAUGGCAUCGAAUUUGAACACACUCCUAUAUAUAUUUUUUUUUUUAUAUGACCUGACCAUAUCUACCUGCCCUGCCAGUAUGAUGCUCCUCUCAGUGUUUUCACUGAGCUUUCUCUGAGCCUACAGUAGCUCUCAAAGAAUAUGCAAAGAAAUUCAAGCUGCUUUAUGUCAGUCAGGAAUAUUGUAAAACAUGCUUAAAGCCAACAGCAAAUUUGCAGAAAGAGCAGCAUAUGCCGAGGGAGAAGAAAGGAGAAAUCUGACCUUGAAAUUCUAUACAAUGGAGUGGUUUUAUUUGCCCCCCCCCCCCCCCCCCCAAGUUUUCUGAGCAUAAAAAAAUGAUAUAUAUAUAUAUAUACAGUGCCUUCGGAAAGUAUUCAGACCCCUUGACUUUUUCCACAUUUUGUUACAUUACAGCCUUAUUCUAAAAUGGAUUAAAUAAAACCAAUUCCUCAGCAAUCUACAGAAAUACCUUAUUUACAUAAGUAUUCAGCCCCUUAGCUAUGAUACUCGAAAUUGAGCUCAGAUGCAUCCUGUUUCCACUGCUCAUCCUUGAACUCUUCAUCACGUCUGGAGGAAACUUGGCACCAUCCCUACGGUGAAGCAUGGUGGUGGCAGCAUCAUACUGUGGGGAUGUUUUUCAGCGACAGGGACUGGGAGACUAGUCAGGAUCGAGGCAAAGAUGAAUGGAGCAAAGUACAGAGAGUUCCUUGAUGAAAACCUGCUCCAGAGCGCUCAAGACCUCAGACUGGGGCGACGGUUCACCUUCCAACAGGACAACGACCCUAAGCACACAGUCAAGACAACGCAGGAGUGGCUUCGGGACAAGUCUCUGAAUGUCCUUGAGUGGCCCACCCAGAGCCUGGACUUGAACCCGAUCAAACAUCUCUGGAGAGACCUGAAAAUAGCUGUGCAGCAACACUCCCCAUCCAACCUGACAGAGCUUGAGAGGAUCUGCAGAGAAGAAUGGGAGAAACUCCCCAAAUACAUGUGUGCCAGGCUUGUAGCGUGUGAUAUUUCAGUUUUAUUUUUUAAAAUAAAUUUGAAAACAUUCGUCAUGAUGGGGUAUUGUGUGUAGAUUGAUGAGGGAAAAACAAUUUAAUCAAUUUUAGAAUAAGGCCGUAACGUAACAGAAUGUGGAAAAAGUCAAGAGGUCUGAAUACUUUCCGAAGGCACUGUAUAUAUAUAUAUAUAUAUAGUCCAGUCAAAAGUUUGAGAGAAUGCCAAGAGUGUGCAAAGCUGUCAUCAAGGCAAAGGGUGGCUACUUUGAAGAAUCUCAAAUAUAAAAUAUAGUUUGAUGUUUAAGACUUUUUUGGUUACUACAUGAUUCCAUAUGUGUUAUUCCAUAGUUUUGAUGUCUCCACUAUUAUUCUACAAUGUAGAAAAUAGUAAAAAUAACGAAAAACCCAUGAAUUAGUAGGUUUGUCCAAACUUUUGACUGGUACUGUAUAUAUAUAUAUAUAUAUAUAUAUAUAAUUUUAUCUUUCAUUGUUGGACAUGAAAUACUGUAAAAAUCAUCUCCAAGUGAUUUCAAUUGAGGAAAUCUGUUCCCAAGUAUUCCCACGCAUAAUAGAGAGAGCAGUUUGAUAUGAUUAUGUUUUAGUCAAAUAUUAUAUGUGUUUGGGCUUCUUGCGUUGAGAUUUGCAGUCUACAAAUUAUUUGUAGCUUAAAUAUGUUCCGGCCCCCGAACAGCCGCUCAAGAAAAAAUUGUCCAAUCAUUUGAGCAUUAGCUUUUCUCAACCAAUAAUAGAGUAAUAAUACAGUAAUAAUAAUUCACAAAGUCAAAGGAUGACACGAGCGUAGUAGGCUAGGUAGUGCUAUAGCUGCCACCUAAGCCUAGAGCUGACCGGUCAGAAAUGUUGUAUUUUGUUAGACUAUUGUGAAUGGUUGUCCAGCUGUCUGCUUUGUCCAUUCCCUGAGGCACACACAGUGCUCGUUAAUCUCUGUUGCUGAUUUUCUUUAACCCAAAAUGGUCUCACUCCCCUUGAGUUGUGCAUGUGUUUUGUCCAUUCUGCUGACAUGCUUGUUAUUUUCCUCUGGAGUUGUUUAUGAGCGUAGCUGAGCGUAGCUAUAGUUUGGAUUUUUCUGACUCAGAACACUUGAAGGUGUAAACAUUCCAAAUUAAAAGAAGGCAUUGCUCUUAUCCAUGUACUCCAAUGAUGAUAUGAGUAGGAAGGUUAAAAGUCGAAACAGAAAGUUGUUCUGUUUAUGGUGCGGAUAAGUGUGCAUUUGUGUCACUGACCUAUAAAUAAGGGGUGUGUGUGUGGAGCAAUUAGAGCACAUGCUAAAAGAAGUGGUCUGUUUUGUAUACAUUUCCCCAUAGAGCCGUGAUAGUAUGGUAAACAUAAAGAUAAAUAGGCCUAGCUGUUCUGUGCCUAAUUACAGGAAUUACAUCAGGUACUGGGCUGUCUGUUAUCCAUAUUUUACUGUGUGACAUUCAAAAUGUAGUACUUUGUGCAGAACUACUGCAGUAUGAUUAGUCUUAUAGGCAUGAGAUAUUGCAUGGCAGUGAUUAUGAUCCCAUUGCUAAUACUACCCUGUUGGGGCUAGGCAUAGAGGAGAAUCCUGUGGACAUCUCCUCUACUCACACUCCAUCUCCAGAUCACCUCCCAUCUGUCGCCCAUCUAAGCUUUCUGAACAAGCACUUAAUCAGAGCACCACUCGCUGUUACUACAUAGGCCUAGAUGAGUCGCCACUCCCAGCUGGCCAGUGUGUUUUACACUGUGACCUGACCUCUUGUCCUAUCUGAUCCCUCUCUCUCCUCUCUAGGUACUGUGCCUGUCAAUGCAUCUGUGAGAAAAAGCCCAGCUCUGACAUAAGGAAGCCAGGCCACUUCCUUCACCACCCAUCCAGGUAUGUGGACACACAUGGUUCUGUGUGAUUUCAUAAGAAUUGACAGCUGCUCUGAAAUGAGUUCACAACCUUUGUUUGAAGUGAAUCACCAAUGACGUUUGUGACGCACAGCUUCCUGCUGUUUCACUUCAAAAUGCCCACAUGAGCAGUUGGCGGGGAGAACAGUUAGGGAUGAAUUAAGUUAUGAGCACAGUCAGUCAGUCAAACAUAAACACAGUCAUGUGUGAGGGCGAUCUUCUCACCCACAGUUCCCAGCUAUAUUGUUUUCUUGCAUCUUAUUAACUUGAACUGGAGUCUUAUUUCUGAUUUUUUAACAUGGCCUCUAACCAUCUAUUCCACCAACGCUUUAACAUCUCCUGUCUAUCUUUCUAGCGUGGCUCUUAGAAUGCUCUGUUCUGAGUAAAGGAGCAUACUGAGAAACGGACAGCUUGACUUACAUAGCACACAUAGGCCAUGUCAUUACAUGAGCCAAGCCUGAGCUUUCCAGAAAGGCACGCAACAGACUGGAAUUACAGACAGCCUUACAGCGCUAUGAUAAUGCUGCUGAGCGCACAGUACACUCUGUUUCAUCUGAACGUGACAGAAGUAUGGGAUCACGUCAGGGGAGUGGCUUAAAUAGGAACACAUUUAGAACAGUGACAUAGCAUUAAGAACAUUAUGAAAGGGAGAAGUUCUUGCAUGGCAGACAGUAUCACAGUGCUGUGUAAGCUAACCAUGUGUAUCCAGCUGAGCUGACAUACUGUAGUUUCAUCCUGACCCUGUUACCAGUGGUUCUGCUUCUUCCCUGCUUCUCCUCAUCUGAUCAAGGUUUUUAUUUCCGCACAGCUUAAAUAUAAACCUUUUUGUCACUUAGAUACCAUAGAGGUCAUGUGCAUGAAAACAUUAGAAAUGAUCAGAAUCCACCUUAGUGAUCUUGUAGUGUUGUAAAAUGGAUGGUGUUGAGUGUUACUGAAUAUUAUGUGAAUGCCAUGGAGAUGGUAAAAUUAUACACAAGUAUUUUCAUUAGACUUUGAUGAGUGGUGGUGUGAGGAGAGGUGUGACCUGCAUGCUAUCAGUGGGUUCUGUGUAGCGGAAAAGGUUCCCUAAUUGGCAAGCGUUCAAGAAGGUCCUGCUCCACUGUAUCCGGGCAACCAGAGAUGUGUUACAACUAGCUAAGCUGACCUUAAAGCAGAGUUUCCUUUUUCUCCUUUUGUGUUUGAGUAUACACUAAGUAUGCCCUCAGAACAGCCUCAGUUCAUUAGGGCAUGGACUCCACAAGGUGUAGAAAGCAUUCCACAGGGAUGCUGGCCCAUGUUGACUCCAAUGCUUACCACAGUUGGCUGGAUGUCGUUUGGGUGGUGGACCAUUCUUGAUACACACAGGAAACUGUGUGGAAAACCCAGCAGCGUUGCAGUUGUUGACACAAACUGGUGCGCCUGGCACCUACUACCAUACCCCGUUCAAAGGCACUUACAUAUUCUGUCUUGACCAUUCACCGUCUGAAUGGCACACAUACACAAUCCAUGUCUCAAUUGUCUCAAGGCUUAAAAAUCCUUCUUUAACCUGUCUCCUCCCUUCAUCUACACUGAUUGAAGUGGAAUUAACAAGUGACACCAAUAAGGGCUAACAAGUGACAAUCAAUCAUAGCUUUCACCUGGAUUCACCUGGUCAGUCAAUGUAAUGAAAAUAGCAGGUGUUAUUAAUGUCUUGUACACUCAGUGUAGGUGUUUUAGCCUUCCUUUGGCUUAUGUGACAAAUGAACAUUUACAAAAGCAUUUACAUUCUCAGGAGUAUUGUUUUAUGCAGCUUACAAAAAAACAUGUAAAAAAACAUUGCAAACACACAGUGAUGAAUGGUAUAGAAGCAAGUCCUCUUUGCCCGGUGGAUUACAUAGUCAGCUCGGAUGUCUGUUGUGACAUAUACCAGAGUGAGGGGUCAGGUUGUAGUGUAGUUGACUAUGGUGACGGUGACAAUAACAAAGUUCCUGGCUGCAGGCAAGAAAUUAUGGGGUGUAAUUAAGGUUUUGUUCGAUGUAAUCACGCUCUGAAACUGUCACAUCAUACGGAGAGUGGAAAAGAGCUGGGGAAAAAUAGGUCAGUGGAGAAUCAAAUUACAACGAGAAGACUUUCAGGCACAGUGGAGCAGAGCAUUAGUUCUGGUCUGAUUACAGGAGCAGGACAAGGCACAGUGACCUGAGGUGGCUGUGCUUUUUAAGGUAUUUUUGUGCAACCUGGUCACAGAGCAUUCCGUAUGAUUAUGUACGUAAAUCCAUGACACUCCAUUUAGUAUGAUAUGUUAAGUUCCAUAUGGUAUGAAUUAAUUUGUGGAUGUCCAUCACCCAUUUCGUAUGAUAUGUUACGAAUUACAAUUCGUAUUAUAUGUUACGAAUUAGCAAAAUGUAUAAUAUGUUACAAAUUUGCUAAACAUACAAUAUGUUACGAAUUUGAAAAAGGCAUGAUAUGUUACGAAUUCUAGCAAGGUGGCUAGGUAGCUAACGUUAGCUAGCUGGCUAACGUUAGCUAGGCUAGGGGUUAUGGUUCAGUUUAGGGUUAAGUUUAGGAGUUAGGUUAAGGUUAGGGUUAGGGGAAGGGUUAGCUAACAUGUUAAGUAGUUGCGAAGUAGCUUAAAAGUAGUAAGUAGUUGCUAAUUAGAUAAAAUGUUGAAGUUGUCCGUGAUGAGAUUCGAACUCGCAACCAUUGGGUUGCUAGACGUUCGCAUAGAAGUUUGCGUUAUACUUUCGUUAGGAAAAGGCCAUAUUACUGGUUGGAUUAUAUAAACAGUGAUCAAUGCAGAUAUGGGUUUUUUAUGAAAUGUGACCCCUCCUGACAAUCUGUCUUCCUCGGUAACAUUGUCAUUGUUUUAUCUGAAUUAGCCUUUUAUAUUAAGGACUAAUCUCACUAAAUUAUGUCUCUGACUGACACCUAGGUUUUUGUAGCAUAUGCUACAUUAUGUUAUGAACACUAUUCCAAAGCAUCCGUUUUUAGUAACCCAAGGUUUUCAUUGACGACAAAAUAAUUCUGGUUCAUUGUUGCUGGAGGUCAAGUGAAUUAUGCUUCUCAAAGACACUCUUGAUUGUUGCCUAAGGGAGAGAGAGAGGCUUGAGCCUCAGCUAUAGCUUUCACCUUAUGUAAGACCUUAUCAUUUCAAUCUCAAACCAUAGAGAUAUGAAUCGGUCCUCUUACAUCACCUUUACUGAGUGGGCCAUCUACAGUAUACAUCAGCACAAAGUCCAGGUUGUACGGCAGCUGCUCAGGUUCAGAGGGCUUUGUUAUAUGAUGCUGCUGUGGUGUCCUCAUGCCUUGGGUAUAUAAAGAGGACGUCUGACUCUUCGCUGACUUGCCUUUCAGAUCUGGUUCAUUGCUGGAAAGAAACCGAGUGAGAUGUUUUGAGGAUAACUGGCCUUAUGAAUAUUUGUGGUGAGUGUCACACCCUCUUUAAAACAACCACAGUUAAUUUCACUUUUUGAUCAAUUGUCUUUGUCUAAGAAUUGAGAUUUUUACGUCUAUAGUGUCCUUUCAUAGAAGUCGCUUUCACGUCAACUGACCUUUUAUUGUGUGUUAUGGAGUAGUAAGUGCUGAAAUCAUUGUGUUUUCUCUCUAUAGAUGAUCUAAUGGCAGACCAAAGAAUGGACAUUUCCUCCACGAUGAACGAGUUCAUGUCUCCUGGCUCCACUGAUCUAAUCAGCUCGAUCGGCACACCCGGCAUGGACUACACACGCAAGAGAAAAAGCAGCACCACAGAUUACCAGUAAGCCUGACUCCUAUACUGCUUAUAGACUUUGUUCUACUUGCCACCUGAAGAUAGUGCAUGUGCCAAUCAUCUUUAUUAUAUUUCUAUAUUUCUUAAUUCCAUUAUUUUACUUUUAGAUUUGUGUGUAUUGUUAUGAAUUAUUAGAUACAACUGCACUGUUGGAGCUAGGAACACACGCAUUUCGCUACACCCACAAUAACAUCUGCUAAAUACGUGUAUGUGACCAAUACAAUUUGAUUUCAUUUGAUAUUCAUGUCAUGUUAGGUCUGGUUUAGUGUGAUCACAUUUUUCAGUUUUUCAUUUAUGCCAUUUUGUGACAGAUUUGUAUGUUUGCAUGCAGCUUUUUGAUGAACUAUAUGGAAAUAUCUUCUUACUGUGUGUCAAAGGUUUCCACUUAAAGUUGACAAGAUAACUACCUACCUAGAAAUUAACAACCAAUUAGGAACAAAUGGUAGCAUAACCUUGAUUUAGAUUAGAAUAAUCAGUAUACUUAAUUUGAAUUGUAAUAUACAAACUUCCUUGCUUUCACAGAAUUGAUGGAUUUUCUUUUGAGUAAGUAUCAAAUCAAAUUAUUUUACAUUUUAGUCAUUUUGCAGACACUCUUAUCCAGAGCGACUUACAGUUAGUGAGUGCAUACAUUAUUAUUUUAUAUAUUUUUAUUUUUCAUACUGGCCCCCCGUGGGAAUCGAACCCACAACCCUGGCGUUGCAAACGCCAUGCUCUACCAACUGAGCUACAUCCCUGCCGGCCAUUCCCUCCCCUACCCUGGACGACGCUGGGCCAAUUGUGCGCCGCCCCAUAGGUCUCCCGGUCGCGGCCGGCUACGACAGAGUGGCACAGCUAGCACUGCGAUGCAGUGCCUUAGACCACUGUGCCACUCAAAUUAUGAAUGUUCAAGUACAUUUGUAGUAGAGGAGCCAAUCACAUGUCUGAUUAGUUGGCCCUCUGUGAUCCUUGUUUGGUCGGGAUUGGCCUGCAAAUUGAGGUUAGACACUAAUGUGUUCCCCAUAUCAGGUAGAGAAAAAACGAAAAAAGGUAUUGUGUAUUGUGAAAUUCCUCAUCCCCAACUUAGGUCAAUCAAAAUGAAUGUGUUAUUAUAAUCAGUACCCUGAGAGUGACCGGUCAGUUAGUAUGUACUGUAUGGAUCGCUGUGAAUAUGGGAGAGCCAGUCAUGCUAUAGUGUAGAUUUUAAUAGCUAGAAUAAGGGUAAGCAUCAAAGCAUGAAGGGGUGCUACAGUAACAAUCUUGAAGCAACAAGACUGUAUUACAGUUGUGUUAAAAAAUGUAUUUGCUGGUAUUUAGUUUGAUGACAGGCCUUAAUUUAAUAGAGAGUGCACCCUGAUUUGAUGGAUGAUGGAUGAUACAUUAUAUUGUUGUCUUUGUAACUCAUUCACUAAAGGCACAGAUUUGUUUUUACCUGCUUUAGUGAGACUUAAGCCAACAACUCUGUGGGAAUACCUUUGGGUCAAUUUUGUAGAGCCAAUCAUAUUUUAAAUAAUCUUUAUUUGAGGCUGUUGAAUGCUAUUAUAGUAUGGAGUGAACAAGUCUUGAAGUGGCACAGGAUAUGUAAUGGGUCAUGACUUCAUUUCUCUUUUGUGGUUUGUGAAAGGACAGUAGGGCUGAGUGGGAUGACAGAGUAGAAGUUCAGCUGUGAACAAUAUCAGAGGUAUUAGUGGCACAAGGUCUUUCGCCUGAAUCCACACAAGAAUGGUCUCAAAGAAACCUUGUUCAUCAUUUUGUAUUAACAUUUCUAUAAACUAUUCAUAUAGCUUUGGUAGAAGCUAAUAGCUUGAAUUAGUAAUGUUGAUGUUUCAUGUCAAUCAAAGGCUCUCCAUGUUUUUUUAAUUAUAAAAAAAUGCAAAUGACUUCUCACUUUAGUGUUUUGCAUUAUUCAUAAUUACAUUGCAUACUGUAUUAUCAUUAUUAAAUAGUUGUUGUAAAAUAAUUGUUUUACUAUAUUUCUUUGUACUAAUGUUAUUGCCUCUCCUCAAAGGGAUAGCAUGGACACAGACAAUGAUGGACUUGGUGAUCAUCAAGGCCGGAUUAAAAAUGCCAGGUAACCAAAUGUUUCUACCUUCCAUAGGAUGACAUAAAAAUAUGUGUGUUUAUAUUAGAGAUUAGUAAUGUUUCUUUAAAUACAGGCAGACUAUGGAUGUGUUGAUUCGUUUGUCUGUGUUAAUUGCUCUUUGUAUUGCUUGGAUGGCAGGGAGGCCCACAGUCAGAUUGAGAAGAGACGCAGGGACAAGAUGAACAGCUUCAUAGAUGAGCUGGCCGCACUAGUGCCUACCUGCAACGCUAUGUCCCGUAAACUGGACAAACUAACGGUCCUGCGCAUGGCUGUCCAGCACAUGAAGACCUUAAGAGGUGAGGCGAGAAGGAUUUUAGUAGGACUGCUGCCAGAACAGUGCAAAGAUGACAACCACCACCAUGCAGCUGAUCAAUAAAGUACAUCAGAGAAAUACAAUAAAUAAAAAUUACAUAUUGAUCCGGUUGUGUUACAUAUGAGCUUUUUCUGACUCACAGGUGCCGCUAACCCCUACACUGAAGCUAACUACAAACCAGCCUUCCUGUCAGAUGACGAACUGAAGCACUUAAUACUGAGGGUGGGUGUCCUUACUUCCAUAGACUGUAUGGUGUCCUCAGAGUGCGUUUCAUGAUGAGUAUGCAUGUGUGACUCAGUAUUUAUCUUUCUCUCUUCUUCUCUCUCUCAUCUCUCCCUCUCCCUCUCCUCUCCACAGGCAUCUGAUGGCUUUCUGUUUGUUGUUGGCUGCGAUCGAGGGAAGAUACUGUUUGUUUCGGAGUCAGUCUACAAAAUCCUAAACUACAGCCAAGUACGUCCUCUCCAAUAUGUUGCAGUUUUUUCCAUUAUCCAGAAUGACUUACAGUUAGUGCAUUCAUCUUAAGAUAAGUAGCUAAGACAACUACAUAUCAGUCAGUACAUUUUCCCACAAUAAAGUAGCUAUCAGCGAAGUAGGUGCUAGUUGGAAAAAGUCAAGUACAAGUGUUAGUCCACGAAAGGCAAGGGUGUUAGUUAUUUUGUAUUUUUUUAAUGGCGUCAUUUAUGUAACAUGGACUUAUCUUACAGUACUCUCUCCCUCUCUGUGCAGAAUGACCUGAUUGGCCAGAGCCUGUUUGAUUACCUGCAUCCUAAAGACAUUGCCAAAGUCAAGGAGCAGCUGUCCUCGUCGGACACGGCGCCGCGGGAGCGCCUCAUCGAUUCCAAAAGUAAUGCACCCUGGCCUCUAGUUACCCCUACACAGCUAGCACAGUGACACACCCCUCAAUGUAUCCCCCUGUACCGUGUGCUCCUCAGCAUUUAAAUGUCAGAAGCUAAAUGUAGGGUAGUGCUAUUUUUAUAUCAAGACACGCUGGAUUUAGGGUAAAUAUAAACAGUCAAACAAUUUCUGUAAAUUCAACCAAUUUUUUGUAAUAGCAAAAAAUUAUGUAUUGUAGCUUUAUUUGCCAGAGUAGGACUUGAUGCAGUAUAUAUUUAUAAAAGAUCAUGGGUGAUACUGUUCCUGUCGUUGCAGCAUAGGUUAAAUGCUAUAUUGUGUCUGGUCCCCAGCUGGCCUUCCAGUAAAGACAGACAUCACCCCCGGCCCAUCCAGACUCUGCUCUGGAGCCAGGCGAUCCUUCUUCUGCAGGAUGAAGUGCAAUCGGCCCCUCAUCAAAAUGGAGGACAAGGACUUUCCUUCCACCUGCUCCAAGAAAAAAGGUACCUGUCUUUUCCUUACAUUUUCCAUCUCCUGUGAUUCAUUUUAGUUAACAGUUCAUUUGGUUUCGUACCAAUAGACUACCUACUCAUUGAUGUCAGUGACAGCUCCAGAGUAGGGCUAGAUGAUGAUGAGGAUCUAUUCCCUGUAUCCGCAGCUGACCGUAAGAGCUUCUGCACAAUACACAGUACUGGCUACCUGAAGAGCUGGCCGCCCACCAAGAUGGGUCUGGAUGACGACAAUGAACCAGACAACGAGGGCUGCAACCUCAGUUGCCUGGUGGCCAUUGGACGGCUGCAUCCCCACAUUGUCCCUCAGCCAAUGAACAAUGAGAUCCGUGUCAAGCCCACUGAGUAUGUCUCGCGCCAUGCCAUCGACGGGAAGUUUGUCUUUGUCGAUCAGAGGUGAGAGAUUUUUUAGGGCAUGGAUGCAGUCAUACAAACAUGUAGCAAAGGAUGUACCAGUUGGCCGCUACACAGUGAUGUCCUGACACCUGGCUGGACCUUGUGGGCAGUCCAGAGCUGGAUUUACUGUAGAGUGACAGCUUGUGUGUGAGUGAGGUUUUGUCAAUGUCCAAAUAUAGCAUCAGUAAAAUGUUCCAGAUGGAGGUGUUAAUGGAGGCCCAGAGGGCAGACAGGAUUCAGAGUAGAUAUGUUGACAACAAAUACUCCACUGCCCCCUGACAAAACAAUCCCAUAACCUCGCCAUGUCACUGAUACUGUUAGGUACACUAGGAAGUUCUAGAUAAUGUCACAGGGUGCUAUGUGAUUGUCAUAGGGCUGGGCAAUAUGGACAAAAUAUCAUAUCAUUACAAAAAAAAAUAACAAUGACGGUAUUUGAUGUUUUUGAAUAAUAAAAGUUAUAAAUAUGCUUUCUGAGUAAUUCAUGACCCUAGGAUGGAAACACAUACAUUAUAAGUGAUUUCAAUGGGGCUUUCUCCAUUUAUACUGUUCAAUCCAACUCCAAACAAAAAUCAUUUUCAGCAUUUUCAUCCAUUUCUGCAUUUCCUGCACUUUUAUGAUAAUUUCCACACUGUGACACGCAGCAUGAUCUGGGCAAAAAAAUCUAGGCCUAGUUAAUUGUACUGUUGGAAUCAUGGAAAUAUAAUGAUUAUUCUAAUUCUAUAGUUGGUAUAUAGUGGGACAGAACCUUGAAUACAUUGUUGUUUGACAUGACAACAAAUUAAUAAGCCAGUGAGGAAUUAUCGAUAGGGUAAGAACCAAAGUUUUCAUCAGUGUUUCCAGGUGACUCUAAUUAGAUGUUACAUGACAUGUUUUCAUACUUCAUGUAGCUAGCUAGCUAGCCAACAUAUUAUUUACCAUCCCACUGCUACUGUUCUAGAUGACUGUUGGGAAUAUACUAGUAGACAAGGCAGUGGUUUUGGUUGGGCACUUGGAAAGCUUGCUGAUGAGAGUGGUUUGAGGGAGUUGGAGGUUGGCCCUUCUGUGGUGAUAGGGGAUGUUCCUCCAUGGUUACUCCCAGAUCCUGUUGUUGAUCUAACCUUGGUAGAGAAAAGGAAAGAUUGGUCAGAAGUCAGUGAUAUAGGGAAACUGGUUGACAAUUACAUUGGUAGAAGUUUUUAUGCAUUUUUACCGCUUUUCACAGGUGGAUCCAAGGACCCAGAUAGUGGGCGCACAGGAGCAGGCGUUUACGUUCCUGAAUUUGAUGUGCAGAUAUGUAGAAGACUAACAGAUUAACUGUCAGUAUACUCAGUUGAACUGUUGGCGAUAGUAGUUGCCCUCCAGAGGGUGGAGGACGUACAACCUGUCAGAAUUAUAGUGUGCUCAGAUUCCCUAUCUGUACUGAAUAGUUAAUCAUCUGGAAAAUCUAAUAGGAGUGACCUUCUAUUGGAGGUAUUCAUGUUAUUAUGGAGAAUUGAGAGACUGGGUGUAGUAGUGAGAUUCUGCUGGGUCCCAGCACAUUUGGGUGUGGAAGGAAAUUACAUUGUAGACCAGUUAGCCAAAAGAGCUUUAAAAUGAGAUAUAAUUGAUAUUAAUGUUCCACUGGGUAGAGGUGAGGCCAAAUGUAAGAUCAGAGCCAUUUUGAUAGAUGUGUGGUAGAAGGGAUGGGACUCUGAGCCCAAGGGCCGGCAUUUAUAUGCCCUUCCAAAGAAAGGUCGGUGGACCAAGUUUCAAAGGUCAGAUUAGGAAGGAAGAGGUGGUGUUUGCUCGAUUGUGCCUAUGACAUUGUACAUCGAACUCGUCAUUACAUCUGGUUGACAAGCAUGUGAAUGGUUUGUGUCUGGAGUGUAUGGUCGAUGAAACGGUGGAGCAUGUGUUGUUAUAUUGUUGUAAGUAUAUUGAAGAGAGGGUUAUUGAGGUUGGAUGGGGUUGGAAGGGAUUUGGGGGAGGGUCUAUUAGAAGUUAGUAGGGUUCUUUUUUAUUUUCUCAGAAGUACUGAGUUAGGUAGGAGGAUUUAGAAAUGUGGAGCUAAUGUUGUAAACCGUGAUUGACCACACACUCCAGCAUAGUAGGUGGCGGCAUCCACCUUUAACAUUUGUUUGCGGAAAGCCAUUAUAUCAUAGAAGAAGAAGCCAACAUAUAUUCAUACUUCACCUAUUCCUCUCUGACAACAUACCGUUGCACAAACAUGCUUAUCUUGGCUUACACCGGCACUGGUACCAGGCGGUGUUAGCUAACUAGCUAAGUUUGCUCUGACUCUUAGUACAUUUAGCUAGCUAGCCACUAGCCAGCUAACUAGCGAUAAGCAUUAACAGCUAACACAAAUUAUUUUAGCAACACCUUGCUAAGAAAAGACAAACUAGCAAACAGUAGUUUGCAGACAGGAAGAUACACAAACAAAUUGAGUAAAUAUAGAACGCUUGUGGAAAGUAGCAUGUCACCAACAUUGUUGCAUCCAUCUGACCAUGCGGAGUGAAAAACAGAUUAUACGCGCCAGAGUUGCGUAUUACAUUUAACAAACCAAACAUUGAAAUACCGUUAUAGAAGUUAAAGUAAAAACUUAAACCGGUCCGUGCAUCAAUACCAGUAUAUAGUCAAAUAUGGUAUACUGCCCAGCCCUAGAAUGUCAUGGCAUUGGUUAUGAUCAAACAAGCAAAGCAGGGGGGAGAAUAUUAUUUUAUUUGUAUACAAUAAAAAAAGAUGUGGGCUUACUUCUUAAAGAUGUCCUAAAUACCACCGGCCUGCAUUGAUAGUCAGGACUUGUGUUUAAUACUGUUCUCUUUUGUAGGGCCACUGCCAUUUUGGCUUAUCUACCCCAAGAGUUGCUGGGUACUUCGUUUUAUGAGUACUUUCAUCAAGAUGACAUUGGGCACCUUGCAGAAUGUCAUAGACAAGGUAUGUAUCAGAUUGAACAAGGACACCAAUAUAACACCAAAGAGCAAAGUAUUAGACUCAGUGAUACAUCCCUGAGUCUUAGGCCUUACAUGAGUAAUUUUGUAAUGGCUGGUAAUUUUGUCAUAAAAAAUGUAUUGCGCUAAGCCUGUCACAUGGCGAGUAGACUGUGAUAUGAAUGAAUCUAGAACCUGGCAGGCUACCAUUUGGCAUGUCACAGAGGUCAAGUGUGCAGAGAUCAUGCCUUAUUGAGCUCACCCCCUGGCUGCCGGCUCUGUUCUCAGUGCUCCAGAUGAGGGAGAAGAUCAAUACAAACUGCUACAAGUUCAAAAUAAAAGACGGCUCCUUUAUCACGCUGAGGAGUCGCUGGUUCAGUUUUAUGAACCCUUGGACCAAAGAGGUGGAGUACAUUGUCUCCACCAACACUGUUGUCUGGUAAGUAGCUACACACAUCUGUUUCUGCUAGGACUUUCUUCCAUAGCCCUCAUUUAACUAGUCAAUGCAUAAUAUUACACUGUAUUCAUUUUAUUAGGGUCAUAUAAAUGUAAGAUUUCAUACAGCUGAUUUACAUUUACAAUGCAUUAUUGGAACACUUGCAUCUUUAUUACUGUGUCUUUCUACAGCUGUAGGGUUGUCUAUGCAAUGGAUGUUAAUAAACUGCCCAAUGAGGUGUGAAGUGACGAGCAUGCUCAGUGAUGAUGCUCACUCUCUCUUCUCUCUCGCUUUCAUUGUCUCACAGCGGCAGUGUGCCUGAAGGAUCUGAUGGCAUCUAUCCUCAGCUCGCCGCCUCCCCCCAGAGCAUGGACAGUGUACUCACAGACGGUAAGCCUUCCCUCCUGUGCUCUCACGAAGCAGUUCACCUGCUUGGAUGAAGUGUGACUGUACUUUGAUAAGUUGACAUACAUUUUUUUGUGCCUGGCAUGACUAAGUAAUUGUUUUGUUUCGGAAAUGUGACUGAGCUUUUGCGUUUGUUGGUUGCAGGAACCGGGAAGCGGGCCCUUCAGACCGUGCCUGGCAUCCCCGGUGGCACAAGGGCAGGGGCAGGCAAGAUCGGACGGAUGAUCGCAGAGGAGGUGAUGGAGAUCCAGAGGUGAGAGGAACCAUGUGGAUUGUGUUUUGAUUGUAUUGUCAAACAGAAAUUGACAUGUCUGUAUGGUCAUAACCAUACCAUGAUCAUUGACCCCCAGUGCAUAAUGGAAACGUCUGUGUGUGACUGAGACUGUAUGGGGCUGUGUCCUGCUGUUUUUACCCUGUAUUUUUACUCUUCCAGGAUAAGAGGCUCCUCGCCCUCCAGCUGUGGCUCCAGUCCUCACAACUUCACCAGCACUCCACCCCCAGACAUGUCGUCCCCAGGGGGAAAGAAGGUAAGAGCUCCCACCUGUCCUUCCCACUCUCCUCCACCUCAACCCCUCCCAUCUGGGAGGAAGUCUCCUAUUCACUCCACUGCUCAUCCAUGUGAAGUCAGUAAUGAGCACAUCGGGUGGAUAUCUUUAGUGUCUGUUGGUGGCUCAUACUUGAGGAUGCAAUGGUGAUUCCUUAAUGUCAAUUCUAUCUUGAUUCUUUCACAGAUACAAAACAGUGGAACUCCAGAACAUCCCUCAGCAGGGAUGAUACCGGGACCAGACUCCAUAGGCUAUCCAUACUCCAACAACUCCAAUCUAAGUAUGUAUUUUUCCCCGCUCUGAACUCUAAUCUCGAUUACAGUUAAUGAAACUAUCCACAUAAAAUCUUAAAUAUUUAACCCCUGUCCUUACCCUGUUUAGGUGAUAAUGCUCACAUUGGCAUUGACAUCAUGGAUGAGCCAGGCUCCAGCAGCCCGAGUAAUGACGAGGCAGCCAUGGCUGUGAUCAUGAGCCUCCUGGAGGCAGACGCAGGGCUGGGAGGCCCAGUGGACUUCAGUGACCUGCCCUGGCCACUGUGA
This is a messenger RNA of Coregonus sp. 'balchen', 16142 nucleotides long. The record is from the annotation of a GenBank genome assembly. NCBI's taxonomy places the organism in Eukaryota, Metazoa, Chordata, Actinopteri, Salmoniformes, Salmonidae.